CAUACCAAAGUACCAACGAUCAAUAGACAAUUGUUUCAAAUGAUAACUUGAAACUUCCAGCCGUGUGAAUUUCCAUUAAUCUUUCGACUUUUUCACUAUGACCAAGUUACUUUUUAAAAGCGAUUUUAAUGUCAAAUUCAAUCAAGCUCUCCCAGAAGAACACAAGAACCUGUACGAAUAUGGCUAUGAUUGGAAAUUGCUUGGGCAAGAGCAAGAUAAUGCAAUCGUUAUAUCAUGGAUAACGUGCCUGAAAGGGUCGCUGGACUACAUACACACAUUCAUUGGUGUUUAUAGCACUUUGUUGAAUACUAUAGAGGUUUUAUUGAAGUGCGAUGUGGGAGAAAAUAUAAUACAGGCGACUACAAAUCCCCAGAGAACUAUAAUUGUUUAUUCGACGAAAACUAUGAUCUCUGAUGUUGAAUGUUUUUAUAAACUUCAUAUUGCUUCGUCUGACAAUUCUACAGCCAGGUGUGAAAAUCUCGAAAUUGAAAGUCCCCAUCAAAUAAUGGCACAGUUUUUGUACAGAAGCAAACAGUCUGCGGAUCUUGAUCGGUUUUUGGUGUUUGUUCAUCACGACUGUAUAUCACUUUAUAGGCUAACCUAUUUUCAACCAACAGGCCCCUCAACUUCGAAUACAAAGCAUAUUAGAAGUGAGCUUGCAGAAACAGUGGUGAAAGCUUUUUCGUGGGCUCAGUGGGAUGCUACAUAUCAAUCUCUUUUCUACAUUCAUUAUAGAAAGUCUUCAGUGAGGGUUGAAGGAGACAGUAAUGAACAGAACACACAAUCUCCGACUCUAUCAGCUUUCCAGUUCAAUGAUUCGACACCACAUGAAACAGUGCUGAACAUACCUCUGAAUUUACCACCGCCCGUAUUAGAAAUAGAAGCUUCAAGCAACACAUACGAUGACAUUCCAAUACCUUUGAGAGUUCAUGAUUGUGCCCUCGAUGUAACUGUACUUUGUGAUGAUAGGGGUGUUGUUUGCAUCUGCCAUCACUACUUGUAUCAACCCGUAAGUGCUCCGAAGGUGAAUGAAAAUUUGUCAGAAAUCACGACCGUACAUUUAGCCUAUUCUGUCACCUUAUUGCAUCACGGUUUAGUGAUUCAUUGUACAUUGCCAGGAAUUCCAUGGGCCCAGGCAAGCGAUUUGAAACCGAUAUUUGCAUUACAUAAAGACGAUUAUUUGUUGGUGUAUAUGCCUGGAUUAUUUGUGCACUUAUUGGAUCUUGGACCUUGUCAUGAGCCUUGCUGUCAUAUUCUUCUCAGCCACGAAAUUCCCAACAAUGAACACUGGUUGUGUUUAAAAGACUAUGAAAAUGGAAUAACUCUUGUAAAUGUUCAAUCACUUCACACAUUCAAUCUGGCCAUUUGCAAUAAAUUAUUAUUGGAAACCUAUUUUGACCCAAAUUCUGGCUUAGCCAAUAAACUAUCGAUUAUACACUAUUUCCUUGUUCAUAGAUACGAUUUUGACAUAAUUGGAGAGCUGUUGAACAAUAUCACUGAUGAUUGCUUGAAUAAUACUGCACAAGAAAUAUUCCAUGAAAUCCUUAUUGGUGGUGCUUAUGCUUCUGUUUGUAAAAAUCUUCCAUCAGACGGAGUUAAAAUGAUGCGGUUUUUGCCCUUAACAACUGUAAAUAAGUUUGCAUCCAUGGAAGUGAAAUUAGAUGGUAGAGCAUUGAGCUUAACGCAAGAAGCCCUCUGGAAUCCUUCUGUGAUGUUAUUAUCACCCCGACAAAGGUUGUGUCAGUUUAGAAUAGAUCUGUGGACCAAACUUUGGGAUCUUAUCGCUGAGACGGCAGGCAUUUCGAGGUUUAAGCCAACGAUGGUCGCUGAUAAACUGAUGGUGUCUCUUAUAUGUUAUCAGCCUGAAGCUCUCUCGAGAUGUAGCACUCCACUAAGUCCAGGAAGUAGUUUGUCAGUAAACACAACUCUUGCUGAAAUGACCAGUGUGGGAAAUUAUAGAGUUAAACCCGUUCUUCCAUUUUAUGAGGUGGAAAAGUGCACUGCUUCGAAACAGGAGCAUGUCAUCUCUGUGAAUUUGCGGGAAUUAAGUAUUCAUUUAGUGAAACUGGGGCUAGACAACCCUUUGCAAGUACAUGUCGUUGCGACUCGAUAUGCCGCUGCACAGCUGGAAAUGUCAAGAUUUUUAUGUAGUUUAGUUACAAGUGCAGUUGGUGUAUCAAUUCAACAUGUAAAAGGUUUUCAACUCAUAAAUGAUUUACCCUUGCUCAAGAGAAAGAUGCUUUUCUUUGUACUGGAACGGUAUUCGCUGGCAGUGGAUUUCAUGGCGUACCCCUUGCCCCAGGGGUUUUCCUCGUUUUUUACAUAUUUGGCUUAUCGGAGUAUGAAUUUUGAUAAGUUCUUCCAGUACAUACAAGCGAAUGCUUUGCAAUUACAGAUUGAUGUUAUGAAGAUAAUUCUUCCAGAUCUAGGCGAUUCGAAAGAAGGCGUUAGGAAGAAAUUAAAGUUACUUCUUCUACUCCCUCGGUCCCGCGCUCGACGGUUGUUAAAUCAGUGGGCCCACCCAAUGAGCUUAAUGAUACGCGCUAGAGAGCAUGCUAUGAAUAUACUAUCAGGAUUAGAAACUAGAACACAUCGCCAUAAAACAAAUUUAACUACAGGCCCUUCAGCGCAUACAUUUCAUUCCUCGGAUAUAUAUUCACCACUUGAUACAUUUUUGGACUUGCUAACAGCUAAAGCAAGUUUGGCUGAAUUGGAUUUCAAUUUGCUUGUUGAAGCGACAAUGGCUCCGAUAGAAGACUGUUAAGUAUGAAACAUGGAAUAAAUAUAUUUUUUAAAUACCCUAUCGUCAAUAAUGUUUGUGAAAGUGCGGUUUAAAAAAAAAAUUGUUUUAAUAUAAUCCUAGUUAUGUGUGAUUAAUGUAACUGAAACCAAAUAAGAUCAGAUUCUAUGUUUACUACAGUGUAUAUAAACAAGUGAGCGAUCAACAUGGAGCUUUAACAUUUCAACUUGUUUAAUAAAAUAAUUAAACUAUUAAUUUUGUUUUCUUCCUUUAAAAUUAUGAUUAUCAUCAUUGUGGAUAAA
Molecule: messenger RNA, 3042 nt
Organism: Cimex lectularius (bed bug)
Lineage: Eukaryota; Metazoa; Arthropoda; Insecta; Hemiptera; Cimicidae
Gene: pigeon
Product: protein pigeon
Exons: 17
Coding region: 98-2764 (888 amino acids)
Biological process (GO): positive regulation of amyloid-beta formation
Cellular component (GO): trans-Golgi network
Source: RefSeq, a predicted model, not a curated record